AUGGCUACUUUAUUACGUAAAAAAGUUUUUAUUAAUUUUCAAAAAACUAUCUAUUAUAAACAAAUUAAUAAUUUAAUAGUUAAUAACCGUUCACAUCGAAAUGCAGCAUUCACGCAAAGAUCAGGUUUUCACAAUUUGACAAAAAAAUAUAAUAUUUCUGUUGCAAUAACUCAAAUAUCUUCACAAUCACCACCUCCACUUGAACCAAAAAGUUCUAAUGGUAGUAACAACCAUGACAACAAUAAUAGCAAUAAUUUAAAUAAGAAAGGUACUGUGUCAAUGCCUGAUAAGAAAAAAUCAGAUGAGGUCCAAGAAAAUAAACAAAUUCCAAGAGGAUUUGAAAAUUUUUUUAAUAAACCAUCGUCGUCGUCAUCUAACAUUAAAGGUGGUGGUGGUAAAGAUGGUAAAGGUUCAGAAAAUUCAUCAAGAAAAAAGAAUAAUAAUGAUGGAAGUAAUAGAUCACAAAAUGAAAAAAGAUCACAAAGAAAACCGCCAUUUCAACAAAAAGAAUUUCAAAUGCAAUUAAAUGCCAAUACUAUACUUCCUUUUUUAAUGGCAGCUUAUGUUUUUUAUAAGGUUGUUUCUGGUAAUGAAAAUUCACGCGAGAUAACAUGGCAAGAAUUUAGAACUGCAUUUUUAAAUAAGGGAUUAGUUGAUAAGUUGGUUGUGAUAAAUAGGAAAAAAGUUAAGGUUAUCUUACAUUCAAAUGCAACAGGACAAGUGUAUCCAAAUUCUCCCUCAUUAUCAGGCGUAACAUAUUAUUUUAGCAUUGGGUCAGUGGAAGCAUUUGAAAGAAAAUUAGAGGAUGCACAAAAAGAAUUGGAAAUUCCGUCAAGUGAAAGGAUACCAGUAGCAUAUCAUGAUGAAAUUAGUAUUUUAAACACGUUAUUACAUUUUGCUCCAACUUUGUUCUUGGUUGGUGCAUUAUACUAUUUGACGAGACGCAGUGGAGCAGCAGGCUCACAAGGAAUUUUUGGGAUUGGUAAAUCCAAAGCGAAACUAUUUAAUCAAGAGGCAGACGUUAAAGUGAAAUUCAAAGAUGUAGCAGGUAUGGAUGAGGCAAAAGAAGAGAUUAUGGAAUUUGUUAAAUUUUUAAAGGAUCCAACCGCAUAUGAGAAACUAGGCGCCAAAAUUCCAAAAGGUGCGAUAUUAAGUGGACCACCUGGCACAGGUAAAACGUUACUUGCCAAAGCAACUGCAGGAGAAGCCGGCGUGCCAUUUCUAAGCGUAUCGGGGUCAGAGUUCAUAGAGAUGUUUGUUGGGGUUGGUCCAUCCAGAGUAAGAGAUUUAUUUGCUACCGCAAAAAAGAAUGCACCAUGUAUUAUAUUUGUGGACGAAAUUGAUGCGAUAGGAAAAUCCAGAGGAAAAAUUGGGCAAUUUGGCGGGAACGAUGAAAGGGAGAGCACAUUGAAUCAGUUGUUAGUCGAGAUGGAUGGGUUUGGAUCUAGCGAACACGUAGUUGUUUUAGCUGGUACAAAUAGACCAGAUGUAUUAGAUCCAGCAUUAAUGAGACCAGGUAGAUUUGAUAGACAUAUUGGAAUUGAUAAACCAGAUAUUAAGGGUAGAGCCGCCAUAUUUAAAGUACAUUUGAAACCUAUAAAAACCAAUGAAGAUAUAGAUAGAUUGGCAAAUAAAUUGGCUGCGUUGACGCCAGGAUUUUCAGGUGCGGAUAUAGCCAAUGUUUCCAAUGAAGCAGCACUUAUUGCAGCAAGGUAUCAAAAAGAAUCAGUGGGUGAAGAACAUUUUGAGCAAGCAAUUGAAAGAGUAAUAGCAGGUUUGGAGAAGAAAUCGAGGGUAUUAUCACCAGAAGAAAAGAAAACGGUAGCAUAUCAUGAAGCAGGGCAUGCAGUUGCAGGGUGGUUUUUAGAGCAUGCAGAUCCAUUAUUGAAAGUUUCAAUAAUUCCAAGAGGUAUAGGAGCACUGGGGUAUGCACAAUAUCUACCAAAAGAUCAAUAUCUCUAUUCAACUUCACAAUUAUUAGAUCGUAUGUGCAUGACAUUGGGUGGACGUGUAUCAGAACAAAUAUUUUUUAAUGUAGUGACUACAGGAGCACAGGAUGACCUACAAAAGGUUACAAAGAUUGCCUAUGCACAAGUGUCAAUGUAUGGAAUGAAUGCCAUUAUAGGACCACUUUCAUUUAAUAAUCCAGGCGAUAACGAACCACAAUUCCAGAAACCAUAUUCGGAAGAAACAGCUAGAAUGAUAGAUGAAGAGGUGAGAAAGUUGGUGAGAACGGCAUAUGAAAGAACUGUCCAACUGUUGACAGAGAAAAAGAAUGAUGUUGAAAAAGUUGCAAAACUAUUAUUAUCAAAAGAAGUAUUGAAUAGAGAAGACAUGAUAAAUUUAUUGGGUAAAAGGCCUUUUGCAGAUAAGAACCCAUUCGAAGAUUACCUUAAAGACAAACAAUCGCCGCCUACAACACCACCAUUAUCUAAUUAA
This is a messenger RNA of Entrophospora sp. SA101, 2439 nucleotides long. The record is from the annotation of a GenBank genome assembly. NCBI's taxonomy places the organism in Eukaryota, Fungi, Glomeromycota, Glomeromycetes, Entrophosporales, Entrophosporaceae.